Messenger RNA from Schistocerca piceifrons (Central American locust), 1809 nucleotides. Its product is annotated as mid1-interacting protein 1-like. The coding region runs from base 100 to 771 and encodes 223 amino acids. Lineage: Eukaryota; Metazoa; Arthropoda; Insecta; Orthoptera; Acrididae. The record is from RefSeq and is a predicted model, not a curated record. Gene Ontology annotation, cellular component: cytosol. Gene Ontology annotation, biological process: regulation of lipid biosynthetic process. The transcript has 2 exons.
UAAGGCGGGUUGGCGGUGUACUCAGUAGACCAUUUGCAGUGGGUUACGUGAGUGCCUGUGUUCGCGUGUAAAUUUAUAUUCCAAGCUUCGUUUGCUGGAAUGUUAUUGAGUGAUUCUUUGACAUCGUGCUGUGAUACAAUUUCUUUACCAAUGGAUAACCGAAGCUGCCUUAGAAGGAUUGGACGCCACGAAGACGCUCCAUUUUCCAAUCAGAGCAUAAUGAACGUGAUAGAAAAAUUUGUUAAAGCCGUGGGAGAAAUGGAAGAGACGAUCUUAGUUCCCUGCAGACUAAUGGAUCUGAAAGUUGGUGAUGCUGGAGAUACUGUGGAAGUAGACACCAAAAAACAUCAAAAGGGCAAGAGGAGCAUCCGCGAUAUGGCGAACACCGAUCUUUACAAUCUGUACACUACAGUUAAUUCAGUAAAGAGAGAAUUACUGUGGGGGCAAAGCGAAGAUGUGCCGGACCAGGGGAUGAUCACUGUGCCGUCAUCAACAUCAGUGUCAUCAGCUACUAAGGGGCACGCACGGAGACCAUCUACAGCUUCUAUGACUUCUACAAAUUCCUCAAAUUCUAUAUCUGAUACAGACUCGGAAAAUGGAAACGAAAACGAUUCCGGGAUUGAAGAUUCGCAAGCAGCAGACGUCUCCCAAGAAGUCGCCGCAAACUUCCGCCGACAUUUGCACGGCUUAUAUCGUUCCCUCGAGCAGAUGACAGAAGCUGCUAACUACCUUACAACUCGUUACCAGAAUGACGUCGGUGGUGCCGUGUGAUACUUCUUGCUGGCUGAAGCCAUUAAACCAAAGUCCUUAUACCAUCAGGUUCACUUCCAUUCAGAGAAAAGCCGUGGUAUUAAAAUUAUUCUCAUGUGAUAAGACUUAUCGCUUUCUGCAUAUCCAAUGUCAUGUUCAGUGCACAAAGUUUGCUCAGUGCAAUGAUUGGAAUACUUGACACAGGUAUUCGGAAGUAUUGUACACAGACUGUAUGAGAGAAUGUACGAUUGUAAGUAACCAAACUGCAGAUGGUGUACGAAAGUAUUUGCUGGAUUUUUUUCCCAGCUAAUUGUAUAAUGAAUGAAUGAAUGGAUGGAUGUGGGCGUUUAUGUGACGGAUGUGCUGUGUUUUGCAAAUGUACUGUGAGCAAUGACGGGUUUAGGAAAUUCCAAAUUUUUAGUUCUAUCAAAUAUAAGUUUAAACAUAAACUACUUCUGUUCCUUUCCUGCAGUCUUGCUCGUGCUUUCCAAACAAAUGUACAAAGCAAUUUUUCAGGGAAAAGUUAGAUGCAGGGCAUCUGCGUAAUACAUAGUGAUCUUGUAACAGCAUAUUCUUCCUUCUGUCAAAAGCUACUUUUCAUAAAUGCUUCAGCUGCAGUCCUCAAAAUUAUCAUUAAUGUGCCAUAUGUUCACGGAUAUCUACUUAAUAUCAUGUUUUCAUGGUCGUGUAAUUUAUUCUGAAAUAACUGCAGUGAUCGGGAAAACAAUGUACUUCCAGUUGGUCUGGAUACUCAUUAGCAUACUUUCAUUUUUAAAAUUCAAAGAAAAAAAUGGAACAUUGCCUUAUGUCAUAACUGCUCAUGUCUAGUGCCUAAAAUCUGGUGCAACAAAUCUCAAGUUUUUAUGGUUACAAACUCGAUUUGCUUCUAUUUAUUUUUUGCUGUCUUGUUCUCGUUAAGAACAAUUCGUUAAAAAUGUUCUUGAGUGUUGUACAUAUUUUUGUUUGUUCUCCUCGUGUUCAUUGUACAAGAACUGCACAAUGCAUUUCAAAGAGAUUUAUUUGUCUAAUAAAUUUCUAUAUAAUAUGUAAAAGAUAAAA